GGUAGACAGGGAGGAAAGAAGCGAGAAGAAGAGCCAGCCGGAGCCUCCCACCGUCCCGGUCGCGUCCCACGGCCCCUUGGGCCCCUUUCCCUCCUCCCGCUGCUCACCGUCGCGUCAGGAUUGCCUCCUUCCCCGCCGCCCCUCCACCUCCCUCUCCGCACCGGCAUCCGCGGCCUGUGCCAGCCCUCGCCGCGCCCGAAGCAGCCGUCCCCAUCGGGGUCCCUCUCCGCCGCCUGCGGGCUGCGCGCCCCCUCCAGCCGCCCCGGGGCCCGGCCCCGUGGGGCGUCGCCGGGAUGAGCAGCUCGCGGAACAACCGGGUGAUGGUGGAGGGAGUUGGGGCCCGGGUGGUCCGGGGCCCGGACUGGAAGUGGGGGAAGCAGGAUGGCGGCGAGGGCCAUGUGGGCACCGUCCGCAGCUUCGAGAGCCCCGAAGAGGUGGUCGUAGUGUGGGACAACGGCACCGCCGCCAACUACCGCUGCUCCGGGGCCUACGACCUCCGCAUCCUCGACAGCGCGCCCACCGGAAUCAAGCAUGAUGGGACUAUGUGUGAUACUUGUCGACAACAACCCAUCAUUGGCAUCCGAUGGAAAUGUGCUGAAUGCACAAAUUAUGAUUUGUGUACGGUUUGCUAUCACGGGGACAAACAUCACUUGAGGCAUCGUUUUUACAGAAUUACCACACCAGGAAGUGAAAGGGUAUUGUUGGAGUCUCGCCGUAAAUCAAAGAAAAUUACAGCAAGAGGAAUCUUUGCAGGUGCCAGAGUGGUGCGAGGAGUUGACUGGCAAUGGGAAGAUCAAGAUGGUGGCAAUGGGCGUAGAGGAAAGGUAACUGAAAUCCAAGAUUGGAGUGCGUCAAGCCCGCAUAGCGCAGCAUAUGUUCUUUGGGACAAUGGAGCUAAAAACCUUUACAGAGUUGGCUUUGAGGGCAUGUCUGACCUGAAAUGUGUUCAAGAUGCAAAAGGAGGCUCUUUCUACAGGGACCAUUGUCCUGUGUUAGGUGAGCAAAAUGGUAACAGAAACCCUGGUGGGUUGCAAAUAGGUGACCUUGUAAACAUUGACCUGGACUUGGAAAUUGUACAGUCCUUGCAGCAUGGCCAUGGAGGAUGGACUGAUGGCAUGUUUGAAACUUUAACGACAACUGGAACAGUUUGUGGCAUUGAUGAGGAUCAUGACAUUGUAGUACAAUAUCCAAGUGGCAACAGGUGGACGUUUAAUCCAGCUGUUCUCACCAAAGCCAAUGUUGUCCGAAGUGGAGAUGCUGCUCAGGGCGCAGAAGGAGGCACCUCUCAGUUUCAAGUGGGUGAUCUUGUUCAAGUAUGCUAUGAUUUAGAGCGAAUCAAGCUUCUUCAAAGAGGUCAUGGAGAGUGGGCUGAAGCAAUGCUUCCGACUUUAGGUAAAGUUGGUCGUGUUCAGCAGAUUUAUUCAGACAGUGACUUAAAGGUAGAGGUCUGUGGGACAUCUUGGACUUACAAUCCAGCAGCUGUCUCAAAGGUGGCAUCAGCAGGAUCUGCUAUAAGUAAUGCAUCUGGUGAGAGAUUGUCCCAGUUAUUGAAGAAAUUAUUUGAAACCCAAGAAUCUGGUGAUCUCAAUGAAGAAUUGGUUAAAGCUGCUGCCAAUGGAGAUGUUGCUAAAGUGGAAGACUUGCUGAAGAGACCAGAUGUAGAUGUGAAUGGCCAAUGUGCUGGACACACAGCUAUGCAAGCUGCUAGUCAGAAUGGCCAUGUUGACAUUUUGAAGUUGCUUCUGAAACAGAAUGUGGAUGUAGAAGCAGAGGACAAAGAUGGAGACAGGGCUGUCCAUCAUGCAGCCUUUGGUGAUGAGGGUGCUGUGAUAGAGGUUUUGCACCGAGGCAGUGCAGAUUUGAAUGCUCGCAACAAACGCAGGCAGACCCCGCUUCAUAUUGCAGUCAACAAAGGUCAUCUGCAAGUUGUGAAGACUUUACUGGACUUUGGCUGCCAUCCUAGUCUCCAGGAUUCUGAAGGUGACACUCCACUUCACGACGCUAUAAGUAAGAAGCGUGAUGACAUCCUUGCAGUAUUGUUGGAAGCUGGAGCAGAUGUUACUAUCACCAACAACAAUGGGUUUAAUGCUCUUCACCACGCUGCACUAAGAGGAAACCCUAGUGCAAUGCGUGUAUUGUUGUCCAAGUUACCACGACCAUGGAUUGUUGAUGAGAAAAAAGAUGAUGGUUACACUGCAUUGCAUCUGGCAGCUCUCAAUAAUCAUGUAGAAGUGGCUGAACUUUUGGUGCAUCAGGGCAAUGCUAACCUGGAUAUCCAGAAUGUUAACCAGCAAACUGCUCUGCACCUUGCUGUUGAACGACAGCAUACACAAAUUGUUAGGCUCUUAGUCCGUGCAGGUGCUAAGCUGGAUAUUCAGGAUAAAGAUGGGGAUACUCCCCUGCAUGAAGCCCUGAGACACCACACCCUGUCACAGCUCCGCCAACUCCAAGACAUGCAAGAUGUGGGCAAGGUAGAUACUGCUUGGGAGCCAUCAAAGAACACAUUAAUAAUGGGACUUGGCACUCAGGGAGCAGAGAAGAAGAGUGCAGCAUCUAUUGCCUGCUUCCUGGCAGCCAACGGAGCUGACCUCAGCAUUCGUAACAAGAAGGGUCAGUCUCCUCUUGAUCUCUGCCCUGAUCCUAGUCUCUGCAAAGCAUUGGCUAAAUGUCACAAAGAAAAAGUCAGUGGCCAGGUUGGUUCCCGAAGUCCAUCUAUGAUCAACAAUGAUUCUGAAACCUUAGAAGAAUGUAUGGUGUGUUCAGACAUGAAGAGAGAUACUCUGUUUGGCCCAUGUGGACACAUUGCCACAUGCUCUCUGUGCUCACCACGGGUGAAAAAAUGCCUCAUCUGUAAAGAACAAGUUCAGUCUAGGACAAAGAUUGAAGAAUGUGUAGUGUGUUCAGACAAAAAGGCAGCGGUGCUUUUCCAGCCUUGUGGUCAUAUGUGUGCCUGUGAGAACUGUGCAAGCUUGAUGAAGAAAUGCGUACAGUGUCGGGCAGUGGUUGAGCGAAGAGUGCCUUUCAUAAUGUGCUGCGGAGGGAAAGGUACAGAAGAUACCACUGAUGAUAUUUCAAGUGGAAACAUUCCAGUUUUGCAGAAAGACAAAGACAACACCAAUGUCAAUGCAGAUGUACAGAAGCUGCAACAACAGUUACAGGACAUCAAGGAACAGACUAUGUGUCCUGUUUGUCUGGACCGUCUGAAGAAUAUGAUCUUUCUCUGUGGCCAUGGAACAUGUCAGCUUUGUGGAGACCGAAUGAGUGAAUGCCCCAUAUGCCGCAAGGCAAUUGAACGAAGAAUCCUUUUGUAUUAAGUAGCGGAACCAGUGUAUUUUAUUGGCUUAUGAAAUUGUAAGGACAUUUUGAUGGUUUAAAUCUGUAAGUUUGAAAGGUAGUAAAGGGUUUUAAUGAAAACAUUUCUAAUACUGUAGCACAGAUUCAUUACAUGGUAAUUGUUUAAAGACUGUGAACACACCAAACAAGAGAACAGUAUUUGAACUUUACUCUUAAAAACCAUCUAAGCCUGAAACUAAUUUAAAGCAAUCUUUUGGGGGUUUUGUUUUGUUUCUUUCUUUCUGUUGCUUCCUUCUUAAAUCUUAAAGGAACAAUCUUAUUUUGGUUUCGUUCAGGGUUUGGUUUUUUUUUUUAUGUAUGCAUCAGGUGCAAGUGAUGUAAAGGUUUUGGGGGUUGGUGCUUUUUUUAUUGUUUUUUUUUGUUUGUUUUUAUUGUCAGUUAAUAUCAAAUAUAAAUAUUUAGGGUUUUUUUGUUUAAUGCUUUUCUGGAGAACUUUGACAUUUUUUGUGACAUUUAUGAUUCACAAUAAUUUCUGUCUUGAAAUAUACAAUAUUGCAAAAUCAAUACUAAGUGUAUACACAAGAGUAAUAAAUAUAAUAGUCCCAUAAGAUCAGGUCUCAAAAUACAAUGCUAAGGUAAUUCUUACUUUAUCGUGCCCUUCAUUGCUGAGGAUGGGUUGGGAAGGAAACAGUAAAAAGAAAAAAAACUAGUUUAGAAACAUUAUGUUCCCAAAAGUGCACUUUAGUCUGUCAGGUUCAAGCUAAUUUAAAUAGUCAACUUCUUAAUUCUGCUAGCCACAUAAUUUUGUAUGGAAUUACUUUUUACUUAACUGAAAAGGAAAAUAUUUGCGCAACUGGUUAGUUAUCCGUUUCAGAUGAGUGAAUUUGAUCAGUUGUAAAGGAACACGUAUACGUAUGCAGGGCCAUUUAAAAACUGUGGGUUUAAGAAUUAGGAAAAGUUAGAGAUUUUUGCAAGAUUUCCUUGCUUAAAUUAGUUUUAUUAUCUCCAGGCAGACAGUGUCAACAGCAAAAGAGAAGAUUUAACUUUGCUUAUUCAUCUGAGCAGGGUGUUAAUACCAGAACGUACCUGUGAACAUUACUGGGUCAUACUGCAAAUGAAGAUGUUGUUGACAGAGCAGUGGAUUUUGUGAGCCAUGCUUAGGUGAGUUGAAGUUGGCUUAAGGAGUUAGCUGUCACUGAUGUGAGAAAUAGAUGUUCUCGACCCCAAAAAUGAUACUGUCACAAGCUGCAAACUGUUAACAAUUUGAUAACAAGUACAUCCUUCUGUCUUUUUUGAAUGGAAGAAUGUAUGCCGAUUUAAUGAUCGUGUAGCUAAAAGGAAUGUGUUCUUACUCCUAAGUGAUUUGGCAGAUUUUUGAGUACAUGGUUUAUGUAGCCCUUUGCUAUUGUGCGUUUAGAUGUGCUCUUGCAGAACAAGAAGGAAAUCCAUACUGGAGUCACUUAGGUGCCUUACUUGCAACUAAGAUUAAUUUCUUAUUUAAUUCUAAUUGUAUAUGUCAAAAAUGUGAAAAAGGAAUCGUUUGGGAAAAGGUCCAAGUAAGGAUGAAGGCAUAAAACUGUGAUCUCUACAGAUAAAUCAACCUCAGUCUUUUGAAGCUUAUGUUGAUAUGCCUGAAUUGUGCAAACAUUGGCAAAAGUCUCAGAAGAAUGCUGCUAGUAAACUGUAGAGACAGGUGAACUCUUAACCAGUAAGGUUUAAAUACUGAAUAGAGUUUUCCAGGAAACAGCUACAGUGAUACAUUUUUCCAAUGUAUGUAGAGUGACUUUUAACAUAGCAAAGUGAUGGAAUAUGUAGCCUUUCUAUAGCCUUCUUUAAACCCGAUCUGGAAUUGCAAAUGUUCAUCAUUCACUGGACACAAUCUGAACCUGGAUUCAAUAUAGUAGUCUGCUUUAUUCUGUAUACUAGUAGUCAUCUGUUCUCAGAUAAUCUGUCUGUCAUCUUGGCCAAAUGAAAUAGCCCUCCCUUUUCUUGCUUUUUGGUUCCCUAUUCUAAAAUACCAAAAUUUUGAGGAGCUUUGGAAAGUUUUUUGAUAUAAGGCUGGUUUUUAGUUCAGCAUUUCACUGUCUCCACUUAAGUUCUGAGUGCACCUGAGUCUUCACUGCCAUUUUCAUUUGGCCAAUAUGCAUGUCACAAAGUCUGACCUUUUUUGUGGCAUGUUUGGCAGCUGAGCUUUCUGUAGUAGGCUUUGGUUUCCUGUCAGUCUUCUCCUAAAAAUAAUUCUUUAAUAGGCUGUGCCAUUUGACAGUCCAUUCCGAGUUUUAGUUUGUAAGCAUGAGAUCUUUAUCUGGGUUUCCUCUGGUUCUGGUAGACAUGUUUGGAGUAUUGUGUCCUGUUUAUUCUUCAAGGGGACCUCUAUAAACUGUUGUCAGCCCAAAGACAGGGUGGAUUUCUUCUUGAUAACACAGCUCAAAACUGAAACCUCAAUAUAGCAGUUGCGAUCUUCCUAAUUCUUUUUCACUGGAACAAGCCAAAACUACUUGAAAGUAUUCCAGCUUAGCAUCAAUUGAAUAAUUCAGCUGAGUAAGAAUUGAUGAUGUCCAGCAUCCUGGAUGGGAAACUGGAGUUGAAUGUUAAAUACUCCUUGUCUGCAGGAGGCAUAUAUUGUAGCAUAGAUAGGUAAGUGCUCUGUUUGGCUUGUAUUUUUCAACAGAGAAGCUGCAAGUUACUUAUAACACUCCUAAUACGUGGGUACCAUUACAGUCCUGUGGGAGUAGAGACAAUGACCAAGGGUAUUGCUAUAGGAGGAGCUUUAGUCUUCUAUACUGUGGUGACACUAGAUGUAUGUGACUGCAUGCAAGUUUGUGAUUGGACUCAUUCAACAAUGUUGUGUGCCAGUUGAAAUUCAAGUAUGUCAACUUAAUGGUACCAAGAGAAACAGCUGAAUUAGAAAAACUAGGUGAGCUAACCAAGAUGCUUGAAUUACUAAUACAGCCAUCUUAUUAGUAGGUGGAAGAGCUGUGUCUUAUAUUGGGAAGGUUAUACAGUGCUUGCCUUUCAGAACACUUACUGAGGAAAAAUAUUUGUAAAUCUAUAUAGUUUAUGGAAGUAGAUAUUUAGAUUCACACACUGUGUUUGGAUUCUGACGUAGAAGGUGAACUAGUGUGUUGAGGAAACUAUUAAGCUCAUUCAAUUUAGCCUGGCAUCGUCUGUGCAACUUGCACAGAGUGCAGUUUAGUUGUAUAACAAGCAGUCAAAGGAUGAAAAACAGAAGCAGCUCAGCUGCAAGCCAGAGGGGUAAUAACAAGUAGGGGAGUUAAGCUAUGUCAUUGAGCCACUGUAUUCAGCAAAAGCUGAAAGUGUAAAUCUCAUUAUUAUGUAAAGCCUGCAAGCUUUGUUUAUUACUAUUAUCUCCCAGUACUUACUAGCAGUUUGUUUCUUGAAACCAUCAAGAAGGUAUAUAAUAAUACAUAUUUUUCAGGUGUGAGGUAUGCUCAGAUGUUUGGUUUGGGAUUUUUUUCAUUUAGUGAAGUACGUAAACAGUCACAUCACUACACAGUGAUUUAAAGUAUGAAGGCUACCUUAGAGGCUAUCAGGAUAUGGUAAAUAGCUGUAGCUUGUUCACUUCUGUAUAACUAUAUUUGACAUUUUUUCCCAAAACCAACUGGCUAUCACUUACUAUACCCCAAGCUCAUAUGGCACUUCUCAAAAUUUGGGCUAUUAUUACCUACUUCCCAUUUGUUGAAAUACUGUGCACUUGCAUUUUGGAGUUUGGACAAAUCCCAUUUUGCUGGAGUAGAUACUGAAAAUUACUCUGUCAAGAGAAUAAACAAGUUUAUUUGUAAAUAUCAAAGUUUGAGGAGGUGUUGUUCUUAACUUGGACUGAGUGAGGAUAUGGCAGAUUUGCACAAGUACUUGUGCCUUGUUAGCGUAGUCUUACAAUUGGUAUUUUAGCCUCUUACAAAGACAUGAAAUGGUCUUUUAAAAAUAAUCUAAGUACUUAUUGUAUAGAUAUUUUCUAGAGAUGGGAGUUUUCUGUAUGCCUAAUUAUUUUUAGCAGUAUUAAUUGCAGUUUGUGUAAACACUAAAUUGUUUGAAGAAGCUGCUUUGAGCUAGUGAUCUAAGCUUCCUCUGCAAAUUAAAUGUCAGAAACUUCAUUUUACUCUUUUGGUAGCAGCUGGUGAAGAGCCUGUCCUGUUCUUUGUGCUGCAUGGGUCAAGUUUUCACUUAAAAAAAAAACCAACAACACUACAGCCUAACUUUUAGCAGUGCUACCUCCUUUCUGUCGAAGUACUGAAUUCUUCUCUAAUCGGUCUGUGUCUUUGGGAAGGGAUGGCAAAACACAUCAGUUUUGGUUUGCUUCAUCAGUUUCAAUGUCUGAAUACAGUGAAGGUUUGUUGUUUUGUUUUUUUUUUAGUGACUAUAAACUUCGCACGAUGGAAGUGUGUGAUUUGCCACAAUGUACAUUGUAUUUCAUUCUUGUGUAAGUUUCUGGAAUUUGUAUUAUUGUAUUUUUACAUAUUCUGUAAUUUGUGUUGACAAAGAAAAACUGUUAACUGCAGAAGUGUUAGUGUGUGCCAUUUUUAUAGCUAAACCUGUGGUAAAUAUGAAAGUUCUGACUCAGGGCUUUUUAACAGCUUAAAAGUUCAGAAUAUCCUUCAGCCCAUCUUGGAGAACGUCAGAGAUUUAAUGACUGUACAGUGCCUUGAAUAGAACUAUUGAAUGGGCAGCAGCCAUAGAGUCCUUACAGAAUGCAAGUAUCUUUCGAAUGCAGUUAGUUGAUAAUAUAAUUGUAAUAACUCUGCCAUGGAUUUAUAAACUUGUAUAUACUUUCUCUAAAGGAAAACUGGCAAGCUUGGGUAUUGUUAAGCUUUCUGAAAGUUGUUUGUUGCACCAGUCAUGGGAGCCUGAAGGGCAUAGUCAGUUUUACAGAAGCAGUAUUUGUGGCAGACAGCUGAUAAAAUAUUCUGUAUAUGACAUUUUUAGUGUGAGGGGGGAGGUCAUUGUAUAAGCAAACAUGUAAAAACACCUGCUUUGCUCUGGCCCAGUAAGUCUUUGUAAGGGGGAGAGAAAUAAUUGCAACAAAUCUGUAUAUUUGCAUGCCAUUUCAUAGUUACAAAAGUUUUAAGUCUCAUCUCUGAGCUUCUAAGAAGUACUUUUUGUCCCAAGCUUUAGUGUCCUUACGAAUGCAGACUGUUCAUAUUAGGGAAGAGGUUUGAUUGAACCACAGGAACAUUUUUGCUUUUGUUAAAAACAACUUUGUAUUUUCAGUAAAUUGUAGAUUUUGACUUUACUGUUUAUUGGAAAAAAUUAAGGUUGUCUGUGUGAAUGUAGUGGAUUUCUGUAUGCAGAUAGCAUUAUAUAAUUGCUUUCAUGAAAACUGCUUAGCAAGGUCUAAGCUUUUCAAAGAAAAUGCUAAUGUACUGUAUGGUUAAUAAAACAUUAUAUGUGAUGUAUACUGACUUUUUCAAAAGCUUUGAUUUAAAAGUGUAAUUGGACUGAAUUGAUACUGGUUUUUGUGUACGCAUCAUUGGGAAGGGAGCUGUGGCUUGUUUGACUUCCUCCUCCUUAGCUGUAAUGAUGUCUGAUGUCACCACAGAAUUAGAAGAUCAUGUACCUGAAGCAAAUGUUUGGUAAGCGUGUUAGUUCCUGACAUACAGUGUUCAAAAGCACACCAGAAUUUGUUUAUUGAGAAAGUUUGCAUUCCAAACUUCAAAAAAACCUCUGGUUCUUUAUAAUGUGUCCCUGAAAAGUGAGUUUGUAGCAACAUCAGAAAUUCUACGUGCCUUUGAAUCUCCCAGGUACUCAGGUAUUGUCUAAGCAGCCGUGUAGAAGUAUGGGAAGUGGAUUAUGUUGUAACAACAAAAAGAUUGAUUUAAAAUUUUCAUCUGUAGUGUAGAUUGCAUUUUUUAUGCAAUUAUGCAGUUCAUAAUAGUGAUUGGAGCUGCUGUUUUUAUUAGACUCCUGGUUUACUUAUAAUUGAAUAGCCUUUACAGAUCUGGCUAUGAGAAUGUGAUCAUCUGAAAAUCUCCUGCCGGAUGCAGUAACUUCUAUAUUCUGAGACAACAGUUGCUGCAUCAUUAUUUAUGCUUUUAGAAUUAAUUUUAAUGGAUGCAUUAAAAAUAUGUAUCUAUGUAAUGAAAGGAAACAAAACAAACCAGACUUUAAUGGCUUAGUGUUUUAAUUUAUCAUAGUGUACAGGUGAAAAAUGAAUUGACAGAAUAAAAAGUUUGUUGCUCUC
Messenger RNA from Pezoporus occidentalis (night parrot), 9493 nucleotides. RefSeq names its product MIB E3 ubiquitin protein ligase 1 (gene MIB1). NCBI's taxonomy places the organism in Eukaryota, Metazoa, Chordata, Aves, Psittaciformes, Psittacidae. Gene Ontology annotation, cellular component: cytoplasm. The coding region runs from base 294 to 3314 and encodes 1006 amino acids. Gene Ontology annotation, molecular function: zinc ion binding; ubiquitin-protein transferase activity; protein binding. The record is from RefSeq and is a predicted model, not a curated record. The transcript is spliced from 21 exons. Gene Ontology annotation, biological process: endocytosis; Notch signaling pathway; protein ubiquitination.